This is a messenger RNA of Galeopterus variegatus (Sunda flying lemur), 1745 nucleotides long. RefSeq names its product poly (ADP-ribose) polymerase family, member 3 (gene PARP3). Gene Ontology annotation, cellular component: site of double-strand break. Lineage: Eukaryota; Metazoa; Chordata; Mammalia; Dermoptera; Cynocephalidae. The record is from RefSeq and is a predicted model, not a curated record. The coding region runs from base 3 to 1598 and encodes 531 amino acids. Gene Ontology annotation, molecular function: NAD+ poly-ADP-ribosyltransferase activity. The transcript has 10 exons.
CCAUGGCUCCAAAGCGCAAGCCCUCGGUGCAGACUGGGGGCCCUGAGAAGAAGGGGCGGCGAGGAACAGGGGAGGAGAACAGCUUCCACUCCACCGCUGAGGCCCUCAGAGCUGCACCUGCGGAGAAGCGCGUAAUCCGCGUGGACCCUGCAUGUCCACUCAGCCACAACUCAGGGGUCCAGGUGCAUGAAGACUACGACUGCACCCUGAACCAGACUGACAUCAAGAGCAACAGCAACAAGUUCUACAUCAUCCAGCUGCUGCAAGAGGGCAGCCGCCUCUUCUGCUGGAACCGCUGGGGCCGCGUGGGAGAGACAGGCCAGUCAAAGAUCAAACAUUUCGCACGGCUAGAAGAUGCAAAGAAGGACUUUGAGAAGAAAUUUCAGGAAAAGACCAAGAACAACUGGGCAGAGCGGGACCACUUCGUGGCCCACCCCGGCAAGUACACACUUAUCGAAGUGCAGGGAGAAGACGAUGCCCAGGAGGCUGUGGUGAAGGUGGAUGGAGGCCCAGUGAGGACAGUGGCUAAGCAAGUGCGACCCUGCUCCCUGGACCCAGCCACACAGCAGCUCAUCACCAACAUCUUCAGCGAGGAGAUGUUCAAGAAUGCCAUGGCCCUCAUGAACCUGGAUGUGAAGAAGAUGCCCUUGGGAAAGUUGAGCAAGCAGCAGAUUGCACGGGGCUUCGAGGCCUUGGAGGCAUUGGAGGUGGCCCUGAAAGCCCCCACAGAUGGUGGCCAAAGCCUGGAGGAGCUGUCCUCCCACUUCUACACUGUCAUCCCACACAACUUUGGCCGCAGCCGGCCCCCACCCAUCAACUCCCCCGAGUUUCUUCAGGCCAAGAAGGACAUGCUGCUGGUGCUGGCUGACAUCGAGCUGGCCCAGACCUUGCAGGCAGCCCCUGAGGAGGAGAAGAUAGUGGAGGAGGUUCCACACCCUCUGGACCGAAACUACCAGCUUCUCAACUGCCAGCUCCAGCUGCUGGACUCUGGGGCACCUGAGUACAAGGUGAUACAGACCUACUUAGAAAAGACUGGAAGCACCCACAGGUGCCCUACCCUUCAACAUGCUUGGAAAGUGAACAGAAAAGGGGAGGGAGACAGGUUUCAGGCCCACUCCAAGCUGGGUAAUCGAAAGCUUCUGUGGCAUGGCACCAAUGUGGCUGUGGUGGCCGCCAUCCUCACCAGCGGGCUCCGCAUCAUGCCACAUUCCGGUGGCCGCGUUGGCAAGGGCAUCUACUUUGCCUCGGAGAACAGCAAGUCAGCUGGCUAUGUUUCUGGCAUGCACUGCGGGGCCCACCAUAUCGGCUACAUGUUCCUGGGCGAGGUGGCAUUGGGCAAAGAGUACCACAUCACCACUGACAAUCCCAACUUGAAGUGUCCGCCCCCGAGCUUCGACAGUGUCAUCGCCCAAGGCCUCACAGAGCCUGAUCCAACCCAGGACACCGAACUGGAGCUGGAUGGCCAGCGAGUAGUGGUGCCCCAGGGCCACCCCAUCCCCUGCCCAGAGUGCAGCAGCUCCAGAUUCUCCCAGAGCGAGUAUCUCAUCUACCAGGAGAGCCAGUGUUGCCUGCGCUACCUUCUGGAGGUUCGCCUCUGAGCUGCUUGCCCUGCCCUGCCCCCUAGGGUCCUGCUAGGGGCUGGACCAUGAUCUUCAAUCUUCCUGCCCAUCCCUGGUACCCCCAUAUCAGCCCUUCUUUUUUUGUGUGUGGUUUUCAAGAAUACAAUACAGUGUUAUUACUAUAGU